AUGUGUACAAGUGCGUGUGUGUGUGUGUGUGUGUGUGUCCUUUUUGUAAUUCUUUUUUUUUCCCGCCCUCUUUACACAAAUGCAGUACCAGCUUCAUCUACACACGAGGAAUCCAACAUCAGUGACAAAGCCGUUUCCAGUGUUCUCACACAAACUCCUAUUGCAGACCUCAGCAAAGACGCUUCCCAACUUCUAGUCAGUCCUUCAUUGGCAAGCUCUGAGGAAGAUCGACAGAUCCAUAGCGAUACUCUUCCAAUAACUCUCACAGAUAGCGCAGACAUUCCGGACGAUUCCAACGUCUUUUUCUCUGCUAAUGACAAUAUCUAUUCUGAAGGUGAUAUGUAUCCGGAUGAAGAUGACAUCCCAAAUUUCCCAGAAACUGGUUCAACUGAUUAUAUUUUUCUCAACCUCCCUGAAGAAGACAAACGAUUCAUGCGGGGACUCAAGCGGGUUUCUGGUAGUUCUGAAACUAGUGAAGACAAACGAUUUAUGAGGGGACUGAAUUUCAAAAGAGAUUUCGAUGUCUUGGAUGGCGAUGAAGAAGAUUCGACACUGGCUGAAAAGAGAUUCAUGAGAGGUUUUAACAAGUACGCCAAAAAAGACGACAAAAGAUUCAUGCGAGGUUUAAGAGGCAGCAAUUUUCAGGAUUUCGCAGACAAUGAUAAGAGAUUCAUGAGAGGACUACGCAGCGUGGAUUAUGAUAACGGGGAAGAAAAACGAUUUAUUGUGGGAUUAAAUCGCUUUGCCAGGUUCGACAAGAGAUUCAUGCGCGGAUUCGGUAAUUACAAUAAAAGAUUUAUUCAUGGUUUGCAAAAUUACGGUAAACGGUUCAUGCGUGGGCUAACUAAGCGUGACCAAACAGCAGCACUAGAUAACGAAAAGAGAUUUAUUGUCGGGUUAAAUGGAUAUGGUCGUAGAGCUAACACUCUGGAUGGUGAUGGGUUGGGAUCUAGCCCCGCUGGACAAGGUAUGGAUAAGCGUUUUAUCAAAGGUUUACGUCCGUACACCAAACAAAAUCACGGCAAACGAUUCAUGAAAGGCUUUAGGAUGUACUCCAAAAAGUAUCGCCCUGUCAGUGAAGAAGAUUCUAAUCUUGAAGGCAACCUAUCCAGUGACAAACGAUUCAUGAGGGGGUUGACUAAAAAACACUUCAGCCAAGCUGCUGAGGAGUAUAACAAACAAUUGAUACCGGGCUCAGCGGUAGAGUUUGACAAUGUAUUUGAUAAACGAUUUAUCAAAGGGCUGGGUAAAAAGUCAGACGAUAGUGAAAUGGAUAAGAAAUUUAUCAAAGGGUUAGGCAAAAAGUCUGAUGACAGUGAUUUUGAUAAGCGAUUUAUGAAAGGGUUAGGUAAAAAAUCAGACGAAAAUGAGAUGGAUAAGAGAUUUAUCAAAGGGCUGGGUAAAAAGUCAGACGACAGUGAGACGGAUAAGAGAUUUAUCAAAGGGUUGGGUAAAAAAUCAGACGACAGUGAGUCAGAGAAGAGAUUUAUAAAAGGACUGGGUAAAAAGUCCGAUGCUGGUGGCGAAGAACUUGAUAAAAGGUUUAUCAAAGGAUUAGUCAGAAAGUCAGAGGAGGACAAGAGAUUCAUGCGAGGUUUACAUAAAAAGUCAGACGUAAGUGAAAACAAUGAAUUUGUGAGUAAUGACAAUUCACUCGAUCAUCCCUUGCAUAGUUUUGAUAAUGGUAAGGAUCUCGAUGAAGAAGAACUAGAUAAGAGGUUUAUGCGUGGGUUUGGUAAGAAGAAUAUAAUAGGGAAAGAAUCUCAAUCCAGCCUUGAUAAAAGGUUUAUGAGAGGUUUGUAUUCUAAGAAAGAAAGCAAAGGGCAAAAUACAAUCGAUACAGGUAAACGAUUUAUGAGAGGGUUUAGUAAAUUCUCCAAGAAAGAUAAUGAAUUAACGGACGAUGAAAUGAAUAAUGUCGACGAAGAAUUUUCUAGCUUUGAUAAUGAACAAAAACGUUUCAUUAAGGGGCUAACGAAAAAAGAAAACAAGAGGUUUAUUAAAGGUCUACGUAAUUACGCUAAGAAAGACAAUGAUGAUGCGGAAGAUUCAGAAGUGGAAACGGACAAACGUUUCAUGAGAGGGCUGGUGAAGAAAGAAGAUGCUAUCGAAGAUUCCCAGUAUGAGAAACGGUUCAUCAAAGGGCUUGUAAAAAAGGCGAGUUAUGGCGAGAAGCAGGCAGACACGAGUGUUAACGACGGUUUCAAGACAGCUGCCAAGAAUGAUAGCCAGAUGGAUAAACGGUUUAUGCGAGGGCUGGUGAAGAGAGAAGCCGGUUCUGUUCGUGAGAAACGGGAAACUGAAUUCCCAGUUGAUAACGACGUUGACCUUCUUAGGAGACUUACGGAGAAAGAAAACUACGAGAAGGGAGACUCGCUUUUUGAGACGGGUGAUAAUGCAAUUUGGCAUGAUUUGCCGGCUUAUGAUUCGGAAUUUACACACAACAAACGCUUUAUGCGAGGUUUGGCGCGUUAUGCCAAACGAGAUUAUGAUUUAGGCGACAGCCAUAAUGAAUUCGACUUCGACCAUGAACUCGACGAAAACCAGGACAUCUCCAAAAGGUUUAUGAAAGGAUUUCUCAGCCAUUACAACAACGGGAAAAGAUUUCAUUACACUCUGGCAAAACCAGAAGGGUUCGAUUCACUAUCUGGAGCAGAAAAACGGUUUAUCAAAGGCUUAUCUAUGUACACUCGACCACCUGGGAAACGAUUCAUGCGAGGACUGCAACAGUACGGAAAACGCAGUUACGACAAAGGACAAUGGGAGGACAAAAGGUUUAUCAGAGGGCUGAACCCAUACAUCGGGAAAUUGGACAAGCGUUUUAUGAGAGGCCUUGGGAGAUUCGCGAAGCGUCCAACAGACGGGGACACUCCGUAUUCUAGCGAAUCCCAUCAGAAGUUGUUCCCAACACACUACCUUAACUUGUUUCCCCAGCACCAGUUAAUAAGCCCCGCAUACAGGCAUUCCCAGUUAGUUUCAUUGUUUGACGGGGAUCGAAACCAAAAGUAA
Molecule: messenger RNA, 3009 nt
Organism: Candidula unifasciata
Lineage: Eukaryota; Metazoa; Mollusca; Gastropoda; Stylommatophora; Geomitridae
Source: the annotation of a GenBank genome assembly